Messenger RNA from Morus notabilis, 2428 nucleotides. RefSeq names its product ferric reduction oxidase 7, chloroplastic. Bases 29 to 2245 code for a protein of 738 amino acids. Gene Ontology annotation, cellular component: plasma membrane. The transcript is spliced from 9 exons. The record is from RefSeq and is a predicted model, not a curated record. NCBI's taxonomy places the organism in Eukaryota, Viridiplantae, Streptophyta, Magnoliopsida, Rosales, Moraceae. Gene Ontology annotation, molecular function: oxidoreductase activity.
UUUGAAUUGUUUGAUCUUUUUUUUGGCCAUGGAUGAAAAUACUGUUCAUAAGCCUCUUCUGUUGAGUCCAAGUGUGGAACCUGAAUCUGUUAAGCAGGCGUCUUUUGCCGCAUCACUGGCAAAACUGAUACUCAGAGUUGUAAUCUGGGUGAUUUUCAUCUUUUGGGUUGCUCUUACUUUUCUGUUUCCAGCAGAAUUCACCAGUAAAUUUGUCAGAAGAUUGUUAGAAGCAACUGGUGGAACUGUUUUCGGAAUUACAGGAAGCUUGUUCCUGGUGUUCUCUGCUCCGAUUCUCGCCAUUUCGUUUCUUUCAGCUGCGUAUCUCGUCAUCUCUGGGGAAGAGGAGUUCUCCAAGAAGAAGGCCUCACGUUUUCCAAGUUUCCGGUUGUGGACUUUCCCUGUCAUUGUGGAUGGACCUUUUGGGGUCGUUUCUGCUGCUGAGUUUAUCGGGAUUCUUCUGUUUGGUGUGUAUGUCAUCUGGGCUGUCUAUGCUUAUACCUUGCAGACUCUCCACUACGUCUCUAACUAUUCAAGCUUUAAAGAGCAAAGUUACAUCUUCUUGGCAAUUAUGGGACUUCGGUUUGGUUCAGUUGGGAUAUUUUGCUUGGCAUUUCUGUUCCUUCCAGUUGCAAGGGGAUCGGUUCUUCUCCGCCAUGUUGAUAUCCCUUUUGAACAUGCUACAAGAUAUCAUGUGUGGCUGGGACAUCUCACCAUGGUGUUAUUUACUAUCCACGGGCUACUAUAUGUAAUCGCGUGGGCAAUUGAAGGUCGCCUCUUAGAAAAGAUAGUGGAGUGGAAAGAUAUUGGUGUAGCCAACCUUCCAGGAGUUAUCAGUCUUAUAGCCGGUUUGCUGAUGUGGGUGACCUCACUCCCUCCAGUGAGAAAGCUGAAUUUUGAGUUGUUCUUUUACACUCAUCAGCUAUACAUUGUCUUCGUUUUCUUCUUGGCGUUGCACGUCGGCGAUUUCAUUUUCUGCUUUGCUGCUGGGGGAAUAUUUCUUUUCAUGCUUGACCGCUUUUUGAGGUUCUGCCAAUCGCGAAAAGUUGUGGAGAUAAUUUCAGCCAAGUGCCUCCCGUGCGGAACUGUGGAACUCGUCAUUUCAAAACCUGCAAAUCUGCGAUACAAUGCCCUCAGUUUUGUUUUUCUUCAAGUGCGGGAGUUAUCAUGGCUGCAGUGGCAUCCUUUCAGUGUUUCAUCUAGUCCUCUGGAUGGCAAAUAUCACAUGUCUCUUCUCAUAAAGGUUCUCGGAGAAUGGACAGCAAAGCUUCGAGACAAUAUCUUAAAUGUUGCUGGGGAAACACCAGAAGAAGAGCUUCCUUUAAGGCCUCGCACUAAAUUAACAGUUUCGGUUGAGGGGCCAUAUGGGCAUGAGUCACCAUACCACUUGAUGUAUGAAAACCUUGUUUUAGUUGCAGGUGGAAUCGGGAUUUCACCAUUCCUUGCUAUCUUGAGUGACAUUCUCCACCGUAUCAGGGAAGGGAAACCUUGUCUUCCAAGAAAUAUAUCGAUUAUUUGGGCAGUGAAAAAAACAACUGAGCUUCCUCUUCUGUCUACCGUUGAUAUGGAGUCAAUUUGCCCGUUUUACACCGACAAGUUAAAUCUUGAGACUCAUGUUUAUGUCACUCGGGAGUCGGAACCUCCACUGGAAGAGGGUAAUGUUCAAAGCGCUACGAACUGUCCUGCUUUCCCCGCGCCUAAAGGUUGUAGUAUGUCUGGUUUGGUUGGUACAGGAGAUAAGGUGUGGUCUGGAUUAUACAUUAUCUCAUCUACAUUAGGAUUAAUCAUCUUGAUGGCUUUGUUGGAAAUCUUUUAUAUAAACCCUUAUGGAAUAUCUAAAUGGUGGUACAAAGGACUUCUUCUGAUAGCUUGCAUGACUGUAAGUAUCCUUGUCUUUGGUGGUGCUGUGGUUGGUCUAUGGCAUCUGUGGGAAACAAGAGUUUCAGAAAGGGAAGGAUAUGAUGAUACGAUUGAGGUUGAUACGACAAAAUAUAAUGAAACUUUAACUCGGAAGGAUUCUCUUGGGGUUCCUACAAAUUCAACUCAUAUCAAGUAUGGCACAAGACCUGACUUCAGUGAAACGUUUGCAUACCUAUCAAAGCGUUGGGGCUGUGUCGAUGCCGGCGUUAUUGUAUGCGGUCCUCCAACUCUGCAGGCAAGCGUUGCUAAAGAAAUUAGGUCACACAAUAUGAGGAGAGAAAGAGAACAUCCAAUCUUCCACUUCAAUAGUCAUAGUUUUGAUCUGUAGCUGCAACUUGACUACGCCUCUUUAGCAAAUUCCCUUGAGACGUAACUAAAAAAGGUCCAGCUGAUGACAUUAAAGUUUGUAUGAAUGCAAAUAUGUGUACAUUUGUAUCUAUGAAUGCAUAAUGAUAUCAACCUAUGCAUUAUACAGAUGUUAUAUAUAUAUAUAUAUAUAUAUUUGUGAAUA